GACACAUCUCGCCAAAGACAAAAGGAAAAAUAUUACAGGAAAAAAAAAAAAAAGAAGGAAAAAAAGAGAUCGCUUCGUCGCUUCCGAGUUCCGACCACGAAGGAUCGACGGAACCCUAGGAAAAUGGCGGUGAUUCACGGCGAUCUGAAGCCUCUCGGAGCAUUAGCCUCUCAUUACUCGCUCAAGGCGCUUCCUCCGUCCAUGAAACAAUUUGGUGGUUUUCAUAAUGGAGGUUCCAGUAAUCAGAAGUAUGCUCCAAAAUGGCUUUCCCUUGAGCAACAUGGUCAUGCGCGCGGUUAUAAUUUGAAAAUUGGAGUUUCGAGAAAUGCCCUUUCUCCCUCUACUGUAAACCAAGAAGCUGAAGGAUUCCUUCACAAUGUAGUCAACAUGAACUUCUUUGAUCGCCUAAGCUUGGCCUGGAAAAUAUUAUUCCCCACACCAGCAGUUAAAAGAAAUUCCAAUGCGCAAAUCGCAAAGCAGAGGCUUAAGAUGAUCCUGUUCUCCGACAGGUGUGCGGUCAGUGAUGAAGCAAAGAAAAAGAUCGUGAAGAAUAUUGUUCAAGCCCUUUCUGAAUUCGUCGAAAUAGACUCACAGGAUAAGGUUCAACUGAGUGUCUCGACAGAUGCUGACCUCGGUACAGUGUAUUCUGUUACAGUUCCUGUGCGGCGAGUGAAACCCGAAUAUCAAGAAUCCGAAGAGAAUUAUAUAGGGAAAAUAACAGGGAUCGAAUAUAAGGACACUGGGGAAACAUCAGGUACCGUUGAUGUCACAUUCGAUUUCUUCGUACCCAACGAGAAGUAGCUGUAUGGUUGAGUAUCUCUUUAUUCGAGGAAUCAAAGACCGCUUGUCGUAUGCAGGGUUAGAAAUAAUGUUUAUUUAACAUUAUUGUAGACUUUUAAAAGUGUAUGAAAUGAACCCUCUGGAAACAAACAAGUAGUGUAUAUAUUAAGGGGUUUCGAAGAUUGCUUUCAGUUUGUUGUGUUGCUGUGAAUGAUUAAUGAACAAAUGGAAUUGCGAGUUCUGACA
Molecule: messenger RNA, 1026 nt
Organism: Ananas comosus (pineapple)
Lineage: Eukaryota; Viridiplantae; Streptophyta; Magnoliopsida; Poales; Bromeliaceae
Product: cell division topological specificity factor homolog, chloroplastic
Exons: 2
Coding region: 124-801 (225 amino acids)
Biological process (GO): regulation of division septum assembly; cell division; chloroplast fission
Source: RefSeq, a predicted model, not a curated record